Aspergillus neoniger CBS 115656 is the source of this 2937-nucleotide messenger RNA. Its product is annotated as Zn(II)2Cys6 transcription factor. The transcript is spliced from 7 exons. Gene Ontology annotation, biological process: DNA-templated transcription; regulation of DNA-templated transcription. Bases 229 to 2766 code for a protein of 845 amino acids. The record is from RefSeq and is a predicted model, not a curated record. NCBI's taxonomy places the organism in Eukaryota, Fungi, Ascomycota, Eurotiomycetes, Eurotiales, Aspergillaceae. Gene Ontology annotation, cellular component: nucleus. Gene Ontology annotation, molecular function: DNA-binding transcription factor activity, RNA polymerase II-specific; zinc ion binding; DNA binding.
CUCGCCUCUGCCACGUUUCAACAUCUGUUCGUCCACUCCCCCUCUCUAGGCCGAGCAGCGGUAAUCAAGCUGAAAUCCCUCGCCUGUCUCUCGUUCAGACCAGGUCCCAUACGGAGCCUGUAUCUCGUACACCAACAAGUGAGUUGGCUGCCCGUCAGCUUGCCGCUACUCACGCUAGUGCAACCAAACGAGGGCUAGCAUCCUUUUUCCGUUACUCCGGUUCGAGCCAUGCCAGAGGAAUCCCAGAAGAGAAAGCGGGCCAAGACUGGCUGCUUGACCUGUCGUGCCCGUAAAGUCAAGUGCGACGAGACCCGGCCGCGGUGCAUCCACUGCGGAAAUCUUGGGGUGGAGUGCCGCUGGCCCGAACCUACAAUCAAACGUUUCUGUCGUGUCUCAACGCCGUCUUGCAACACACAGGGCCCUCAAUCCAUCGCUACGGGAGGUCCCCGAUUGUCUGCAUGCUUCUCUUGUCGUUAUGCCCGCUCGAAGUGCUCCAAAGAUCGACCGAUAUGCGCCCGCUGCCGUGCUCAAGGACACGAGUGCAAGUAUCCCGAGCCCCAGGGGUCCCACUCUCUCACAUCCUCGGCGCAGUCCUGGAUGAGGAGACUCCAAACGGCGGAGCUGGGCAACUCCGCCGAGCUCUCGCGUCCAAGAGCCCUCACCAGCCUCACUAACUCACCAGAACCAGAGUCUACAACACAUCCCAAGACUACUGAUGGUCAACGGCCGGCAAUGCGGCCAGUCGAUACCAGUCCCCCAGAGACGUCUGAUAGGCUAGACGAUGUUGUCUCCGCUCCUUGUGGAAGCCAGUCAUCCCCACCACAAGCUGCAGCAGGUGCCGUCGUGAGGCUGGGCCCUUGCAGGAGCAUUCUACCCAGCCAAGAUAGUAUUGAGCGUCUUGCUGUCGCUUUCUUCCGACACGUCCAUGUAUACCGGGCGAAUGCCUUUCUGCAUAGGGAUCAGACUCUGAUGGCUAUUCGUGACGGCACACUCGGUACCCCGGUCGUCCUGGCCCUGUGUGCCGUCGGGGCGCGCUUCACCACUCCGCCCCAACCAGACGACGUGGUCAUCAGCUGGGCCACCGAAGCGGCCAACUGGGUCACAACAGCGACCGAGGUCUCACGAAAUCACGUUGUGGUCGCCCUUUUGCUCGCUAUCUACAUGCAGCAAGCUGGUCGAUUUGCCCAAUCUCAUCUUUGGUCAUCCAUUGCCAAUAGCCACGCAGUAAGUCUGGGUCUUCAUCGCGAGCCCUCACCCGGCACCUCUUCUUUUGUUGAAAGUGAACGCGACCGGCGCCUGUUUUUCGCCUGCUAUGCCAUUGGCCGUUUUAUAUCCAAUGGAGCUCCAGAGACAAUUCAAUGCCCUGCGUCCCGUAUCAAAUUGCGGCUGCCAUGUGACGGCUUUAAUUAUCGCCACGACGUGAGCAUCGAGACGCCUUAUGCGACGCUCGAGUCAGACGAGCCAGAGACCCCCGGCCCAAAAGAAAUGCAGCGGAAUGUUGGGGCCAUGGGAUUUUGGGUGCGACUUGUGAGCGUGAGAAUGAAAAUUAAGCGCUACUUCCAUUCCCUGACGGAAGACAAGGAAGAACGACGCACACAUCACCAACCUAGUGCCAUUGGCCCGGCACUUGCCCCAUGGGGUGCUUCCUCCCCAUUCGCGGUGUGUUUGGCACAGUUGGCCUCCCUGUCCGAGUCUUUGCCCCCGCGGCUGCAGCUCUCCCCCGAGUUGGUGCGUCGACAACACGAUGCGCCUGUUUUGGGUCAGAUUGUCAUGUUUUAUCUCUGGUGGAACGAAUGCCACCUAGAGCUUUACAGCAUCGCUCUUCACGGAUAUCCCCAGUCCCUAGAUCCGACGGUCAUGUCAACCGCGCCUGCUGGCUGGAUUGACCAGGCCCGUCACAACUGCUUGCGGUACGCCCAGGCUAUCACGGAUGUUUUAGAACUCGUGGACCGGGAAAUGCCUCGCCAGCCGUUGACUAUCUCUGAUCACACUAUUGCGCACGUGGUUUAUUUGUCUGUACGGGUACAAUUGGAGCUCCUGAUGCCGACACUCAAGGAUGGCGGGAUGCGUCUUGAAUUAGAGAAGAAAUUCGACAUGAUGCUGAGGUUCAUACAAAGAACAAGUAGAUACUUCCAUCAAGUGUCCUUGGUCGUAAGUCUUGCCCCUCGUGUCAGCUGUCAGAUGCUGAGAAGGUGCCCGGGAGAUCUGACAUUUUACAUGCCGCAGCUUCAGGAGAUGCGCCGUAUGUUAGCAUGCCACGAGCUUGCCUUGGGAACUUUCGAGAGCGAGGAUGCAAAUUCUCAGACUGCCUCUUUGCCUUGGUUCUGCCGUCAAAAGGCGCUGGACUCCAGACGAGCAGCCGAGCAAGCUGAUCUAAGUGCAACACACCUCGAAGCAAAUCUCGCUGAAAUUCUGCCUGAUUGUAUCCCCUUUGGCACUAUGUCUUGGGUUCGCGGGUACGACGCCGAUGAUUCUUGCCGACUUCCCGAAACAGCAGAAGCAUCGUGGGAUAUCUUGCCCAAUCUGUGGAUGGGAGGCUCGCACACUGGGCAAACAAAUAACAACCUUGUUACAGCUAUGACUGAUUUCAGCAGCCUCAGUAUAUUCAAUUCCUGGGAACGGAUGGAUCCUCGCGGGACUGGAUCUCGAUUUGAUCCACUGCUUCCUAAUUCCUCGUUCGCGCAUUCCAAUGCAACGGGGCCCUGUGGAAAUUCAAACGUCAUUUCUUCGGACGCUUCCUUCUUUUUGAAUUCAUUGGACACGUAGGCUGUACUCGGUAUUCAAACAUGAACCUAGCAGCCUGUGAAUUUGAAUCCCAUUCAAAUUAAGAAUUUUGACAAAGGGAAUACCAUUGAUGUAUCAUCAUCUCAGAGCUGUCUGAGUAAGCUUUCUAUAGUGAUGAGGGAAAGCACCCUUAGACGUCUCUCAAUGAACUCC